Hypoxylon fragiforme is the source of this 4197-nucleotide messenger RNA. RefSeq names its product antiviral helicase. Gene Ontology annotation, biological process: nuclear-transcribed mRNA catabolic process, 3'-5' exonucleolytic nonsense-mediated decay. The transcript has 2 exons. Bases 94 to 3915 code for a protein of 1273 amino acids. Gene Ontology annotation, cellular component: Ski complex. The record is from RefSeq and is a predicted model, not a curated record. NCBI's taxonomy places the organism in Eukaryota, Fungi, Ascomycota, Sordariomycetes, Xylariales, Hypoxylaceae. Gene Ontology annotation, molecular function: ATP binding; RNA binding; RNA helicase activity.
UGACAGCUACAACAUUGAAUUUCACAUCUUGUCAGCUUCUAUAACUGUUACUAGUACCUUACCUUGUUUCGAACUUGCCGGUUCGAAGUAAUCAUGGCGUCUCCUGACCUGGUUGAAGCUAUACAAAAGCUUCAUAUCAGUAAUAAUGGAGACGAUACCAACAUCGAUGACAUAUUAUUCCAACAAGGCCCACGCAAGAAACUGAAGCAGGAUCCAAUCGCUCUUAAAGCAGAGCUUGAGCAAAAAUACCUGACUCCCUCCAAUAAGUUCUCUGUCGAAUGGCUUAACCGUUUGCAGCAGAGAUGGGACUCCCCUACAGAUGUUACUGAGCUAUUUCGUAUGGCACCAACGCAGACCCGAACCAUCACACGUUUCCAACGACAGGGCCUUGAAGGCAGAGUAACCGGAUAUAAGAAUGUCACUAUACCUGCAAAUAGUGCCACUGCGAAGAACUCUACAUCCUUGAUGCGCAAGCCCGGCGGCCGUGCUGACUUUGUGCGAGGAGCUGCCGGUUUCUUCCCCUUUGCGCCUGGUGGCUUGGAUGGAGUCGAGGCUACUGCCGCACUUGAGGAUCAGAUGGUACGUCCUGACGUUGGCGCUAGCAACAAGUUGGAGCGCGUUAUCACACUUGGUGCCGAAGGUGGAAUUCUCGAAAUAGCUCCUGGCAUGGAAAGAGGCAUUUACUUCAACAAGAAGAAAUCCCAGGCCCACGAGAAAGAAGCAAAGGCGACUGAAGAUGAACUUAACCAGGAACCUGAGCAAGGACCCGAGAAUGCGGAUGCCGAUACCCAUGCAACUACUAAUGCCGUCGAGGAAGAGCAAGACGAGGAGAGUGAAGAUAUUGACACGCUCUUGCCAGUCGAGUUCCCAGCCUUGGAACCACAUGGCAAUCUUGCGGUAUCUAGUGCGAGAAAGGCUGGCCGAGAAUGGGCUCACAUGGUAGACAUUAAUAGGGGCAUCCCUAAUUUCAGAGAGCUUGUCCCCGACAUGGCCAGAGAAUGGCCAUUUGAGCUUGACACCUUCCAGAAGGAGGCCAUUUAUCAUCUUGAGAGUGGCGACUCGGUCUUUGUCGCUGCACAUACAUCAGCUGGAAAGACGGUCGUGGCUGAGUAUGCAAUCGCAUUAGCCGUCAGACAUAUGACCAAGGCCAUUUAUACCUCGCCUAUCAAAGCUUUGAGCAACCAGAAAUUCCGCGAUUUCCGACAAACUUUUGACGAAGUUGGUAUCUUAACGGGCGAUGUUCAAAUCAACCCUGAGGCGAGCUGUAUAAUUAUGACUACCGAGAUUCUCAGGAGUAUGCUAUACAGAGGUGCUGAUCUAAUCCGAGACGUGGAAUUUGUCAUUUUUGAUGAGGUUCAUUAUGUCAACGAUUUAGAGCGUGGUGUGGUAUGGGAAGAAGUCAUCAUCAUGCUUCCCGAGCAUGUUUCACUUAUUCUCCUCUCUGCCACUGUUCCCAACACGUACGAAUUUGCCUCAUGGGUUGGUAGGACCAAGAAAAAGGAUAUAUACGUCAUCUCCACGCCAAAACGACCAGUCCCCUUGGAACAUUUCUUAUGGGCCGGCAAGAACAUCCAUAAGAUAGUGGACAGUGAGAAGAGAUUCAUAGAAAAGGGAUGGAAAGAGGCCGAUCAGGCACUGCGUGGAAAAGACAAGGUACUUGCAGCACCAGCUACUAGAGGAGGUAACAAUCAACGAGGAAACCCUAGAGGAGGGCCUCAGCGCGGCGGUCAGCAACGCGGUGGUCAACGCGGAGGUGGCCAGCAGAGGGGCAGGGGAGGACCUCCUAGAGCUGGCCAUGCGCCUGGUCAUAUGGGCCGUGCAGGAAGACCAGGUGGUUUUACCUCAGUUAACCAAGACAAGAACCUCUGGGUUCAUCUUGUACAGUUCUUGAAAAAGAACAAUCUACUGCCCGCUUGCAUAUUCGUCUUUUCCAAGAAGAGAUGCGAAGAGAACGCAGAUGCGUUAAGCAACCAAGACUUUUGCACAGCCCAAGAAAAGAGCCACAUUCAUAUGAUCAUUCAGAGGUCAAUCGCUCGUUUACGACCCGAGGACCGGAUUCUUCCACAGAUAGUCCGUAUGCGUGAGCUUUUGGCUCGGGGUAUUGCCGUGCAUCAUGGUGGCCUCCUGCCGAUUGUCAAGGAAAUCGUUGAGCUCCUGUUUGCCCAGACACUGGUCAAGGUUCUUUUCGCAACGGAAACCUUUGCUAUGGGCCUCAACUUACCAACCAGAACUGUUGUGUUCUCCGGCUACCGAAAGCACGAUGGUCAUUCAUUCCGAAAUCUCCUUCCGGGAGAAUACACUCAGAUGGCUGGCCGAGCUGGCCGUCGCGGACUUGACCCGGUUGGGUCCGUGAUCAUUGUGCCUCCAGGUGGCGGAGAUGAGGCACCGCCCGUAGUCGAUCUACAGAAGAUGAUACUAGAUCCACCUAGCAAGUUGCGAUCUCAGUUCAGAUUGACUUACAACAUGAUUCUGAACCUACUAAGAGUGGAAGCUCUGAAGAUCGAAGAGAUGAUUAAGCGCAGCUUCUCCGAACAUGCCACUCAGCAGUUACUCCCGGAGCAUGAGAAGGCUGUGAGGGUAUCGGAGGCUGAUUUGGCCAAAGUGAAGCGAGAGUCCUGCACAAUCUGCGACGAAUCCCUAGAACAAUGUCACCAAGCUGCGAUGAAUUACAAGCAGUUGACACAGGAACUUUACAAGAGUCUUCUCACUAUACCUAUCGGCAAGAAGCUUUUCACACAGUCACGGCUCAUCGUAUGGAACAAGGAUGGAGUACGAACUCCAGGAAUCCUCUUGUCAACCGGUGUUAGCACCAAGACAGCGAGCGGCCAGCCAACGCUUCACGUGUUUGAGAUCCGAACCGACCGCGAAACUCGCAAUUCAACAGAUCUACUACCUUUUGUCCACACAUUCCGAAAUCUAUUCACGCCUCUUCCCCGUAACAAGAGAAAUAUAUCUGCGAAGCCUGUUCACGUACAACUUAGUGACAUCGAGUGCCUUACCGGCAAAGUCACUACCGGGAUCGUGCCUGACUACUUCGACCAUGGAGAAGGGCGUUCGAGAGCAAGAGACAUCAUGCUGGACAUCUGCAGAACGUGGGAGUCAGAUAUAUGGAAUGAGGUUAGCCUUACCAAGAUCAAGAAUCUGCCGAUACAGGAGAUUAUUGAGAAGCGAAGACAAGAGGAGGCGAUAAUCAAAAAUACCGCGACUACGUUCUGCGGUAAUUUCUUGAAACAUUUCGCAAUGUGCCAUGAUCAGUGGCUUAUUAAGGAGCACAUUUUGUCGCUUCGGUCUGCUCUUGCAGAUCAGAACCUCCAAUUGCUACCAGACUACGAACAACGUAUUCAAGUUCUCAAAGACCUUUCUUUCAUCGACGCCGAUUCCCGCAUCCAGCUCAAGGGCAAGGUAGCUUGCGAAAUCCACUCAGCCGAUGAGUUAGUCCUCACGGAGCUAAUCCUCGACAACGUACUCGCGGAUUACGAACCAGCUGAGAUUGCUGCCCUGCUCUCGGCCUUCGUGUUCCAGGAGAAGACAGAAUCAAUACCAAAUCUAACUGGCAGUUUGGAGCGCGGGAUGAAGACCAUCAUCGAGAUCAGCGAAAAGGUCAACACGGUGCAGACGGAGCACCAGGUGAUCCAAAGUACAGAAGACAGCAACGACUUCGUAUCGCGCCCACGCUUCGGUCUCAUGGAAGUCGUGUACGAGUGGGCACGCGGCAUGAGCUUCAAGAAUAUCACGGAUCUGACGGAUGUGCUGGAGGGCACCAUUGUGAGAACUAUUACGAGACUGGACGAGACGUGUCGGGAGGUCAAGAACGCGGCGAGGAUCAUCGGAGAUCCGGAGCUGUAUCAGAAGAUGCAGACGGCGCAGGAGAUGAUCAAGAGGGAUAUUACGGCUGUGGCUAGCUUGUACAUGUAAGGGGGUUUGACCUUACUUUACUUUAUGUCUACCUGGCGAGGGACAAUUUUGGAACGGGACGGGAAAACGGUAUAUGAGGUAUGUUCGAAGUGGAGUCUCUAAUUCUCUUGUUACAAUGUUUGAAGGCAAGAGUAUCAUCGAGAAGAUAAAAUGGCGCGGCGUAGUAAUGUGGUAACGAUGAUGAUUAAGUACCAAGGUUAGGUGUUAUAACGAUAGUUAGAUCCUAACCUGGUGCUGUUAAAGCUAUUACUUAGGCAUAUUAAAUAUUAAGUAUACCUAGUA